Molecule: messenger RNA, 1517 nt
Organism: Triplophysa rosa
Lineage: Eukaryota; Metazoa; Chordata; Actinopteri; Cypriniformes; Nemacheilidae
Gene: psat1
Product: phosphoserine aminotransferase 1
Exons: 9
Coding region: 104-1210 (368 amino acids)
Biological process (GO): L-serine biosynthetic process
Cellular component (GO): cytoplasm
Molecular function (GO): O-phospho-L-serine:2-oxoglutarate transaminase activity; pyridoxal phosphate binding
Source: RefSeq, a predicted model, not a curated record
UUACUAGGUGUAUUGAAAGAGAGUAAAAGUUCAGCUUCAUCAGAAAUACGUAGGUCAAGAAAAGGAGCUUCAAAACAAGUCAAUCGCAUUAUAACUUCUAAACAUGGAUAACAAACAAACCAUCAAUUUUGGAGCAGGACCUGCUAAACUUCCACAGUCGGUUCUACUCAAAGCACAAAAGGAGCUGCUGAAUUACAAUGGUACUGGUAUAAGCAUACUUGAAAUGAGCCACAGAUCAUCUGAUUUCAGUAAGAUUAUAAACACUACUGAAAAUCUUGUGCGUGAACUUUUGAAUGUACCUGAAAACUACAAAGUACUGUUCUUGCAAGGUGGUGGGUCGGGACAGUUCAGUGCAGUUCCUCUAAAUCUGAUUGGUCUGAAGGAAGACAGGUGUGCUGACUAUCUAGUCACAGGGACAUGGUCUGCAAAGGCUGCCAGAGAAGCAGAGAAGUAUGGAAAAGUGACUGUGAUCCAUCCAAAACUGGAUAGUUAUAACAAUAUACCAGACAGAAGCACUUGGUCAUUAAAUCCUUCAGCUUCUUAUGUUUACUACUGUUGCAAUGAAACAGUGGAUGGUGUUGAGUUUAACUUCAUUCCUGACACGAAGGAAGUGGUUCUUGUCAGUGAUAUGUCAUCCAACUUCCUCUCACGACCAGUAGAUGUGUCAAAGUUUGGGCUGAUAUUUGCUGGUGCGCAGAAGAAUGUUGGUUGUGCUGGUGUGACUGUUGUGAUUGUAAGAGAGGAUUUGUUGGGCAGAGCAUUGAAAGAGUGCCCUAUUAUACUAGACUACCAGGUGCAGGCCGGGAACAACUCACUCUACAAUACUCCUCCAUGUUUCAGUAUUUACAUCAUGGGCUUGGUUCUGGAGUGGAUCAGGAACAAUGGAGGGGCAGAUGCCAUGGAACAGCUGAACAAACAGAAAGCUGCCAUAAUAAAUGACAUCAUCAACCACUCUAAUGGGUUCUACUCAUGUCCUGUUGAUGCGGUCUAUCGAAGCCGUAUGAACAUUCCAUUCCGCAUUGGAAAGAAGGAAGGAGAUGAAGACCUUGAAAUGCAAUUUUUGGAUGGUGCCUUGGCACUUGGGAUGAUUUGUUUGAAAGGACACCGGUCUGUGGGUGGCAUCCGGGUUUCCUUGUACAAUGCAGUGACUGUUGAAGAUGCAAAGACUCUUGCCACCUAUAUGGGACAAUUUCUAAGAGAUCACCAAUAGUCUGAAGGCUGUUUUUACUAGUAGUAGUUUGUAUUCAUACUUAAAAGGGUUUCUUGGUCAACGUUAUCCUAACAGCUACGUAGGGACAUAACAAAAAGUAUAUCCUUUUCUUUUGUGUUUGAUUUAAUUACAUAUUGUUGGGUCUUUUUAUACAACUAACCAUUUUAUGUUUAUUCUAGUGCACAUCAGUGCUUGUAAAAAUGGUUAAAGUGUAUGCUAAAGUAAUGGUUUACUAAAAACGUGCAUUAUUUGUGAAUACACAGAGUGUGGUGAUGCAAAAAAUAAAGACAAAGUAAAACUAAUAAAA